AUGUGGACUUUGAAAGUGUGCAUCUUCGCCGCAGCUGCCAUUCUGAGUGCUGCAACAGCUGAAAACGACGCGGGAGCUCCUGCCGACGCCAAGAAGACUGAGAAAAGGGGCGUUUAUGGCGGCUACGGGGCUGCAGGGGGUUUGGGUGCAAGUGGUGGUUAUGCCGGAUAUGGAGGCGGUGGUCUAGGUGGAGUCGCCAGCGCCGGAGCAAUCGGUGGAGGCGGCCUCGGAGCUGGACUCGUGGUGUUGGUGCAAAAUCCACAUCCAGUUCCUGUGCCUGUACCCGUCACCAGGAGGGUCCAAGUAGUCAUCCCUGUGCCGGUGCCCCAGCCGGUUCCUGUCGGCGUGGGAAGUGGUGUGGGUCUCGGGGGCAGCAUUGGUGCAGGAGCUGGACUCGGUGGUGGUUUCGGAGGAGGAGCCGGAUUUGGGGGUGGCUAUGGAGGAGGUAUCACUGGGGGUGCAUCUGGUCUCGGUGGCCUGGUCGGAGGAUACGGAGGUUAUGGGGGUUACGGAGGCUACGGAAAGGGAGGUGGCUUGGGUGGAGCUGGAGGUGUGACUGGUUACUCCAGCGUAACCAUUUCUACUGGCGGCGGUCAUCACUUCAAGGGGUAA
This is a messenger RNA of Schistocerca cancellata (South American locust), 612 nucleotides long. RefSeq lists its product as uncharacterized. NCBI's taxonomy places the organism in Eukaryota, Metazoa, Arthropoda, Insecta, Orthoptera, Acrididae. The record is from RefSeq and is a predicted model, not a curated record. The transcript has 4 exons. Bases 1 to 612 code for a protein of 203 amino acids.